Messenger RNA from Anneissia japonica, 729 nucleotides. RefSeq lists its product as uncharacterized. The record is from RefSeq and is a predicted model, not a curated record. The coding region runs from base 172 to 729 and encodes 185 amino acids. The transcript is spliced from 5 exons. NCBI's taxonomy places the organism in Eukaryota, Metazoa, Echinodermata, Crinoidea, Comatulida, Comatulidae.
AGUGAAGCGUCCUGUUUUUUUGCUUGACACACUGAACUGUCGUGCCCUGCUCAUGAGUUGUUUGUAGUCAAGUGUUUGUUUUUGUUUCACAUUAAAAGGAAGUCGUUCAACGUCGAUUUAUAGCUAGGCCUAAGCUUAGCCUAACCAAGUACACCGUAUUGUAAAAUAACAAUGGAUGAUGAAACGCUAGUCAGGCCAGACAGUCCGUUUCUAAAGUCUAGGCCACAUAUCGAUAAAAGGCCUAAACUUCGCUUUAAGAGUCCCAAGCAGACUGAAGAAUGGCUGGCCUCCAGGGAGAAAACAGACUAUACAUAUUCCAGAAGUGCAAGUUAUUCAGAAUUGCAAGCACAAAAGAGUUUACACAUCAUCAGCAACAACUACCCAACGCCAAUCAUGUCUCGGAGAUCACACGGCGGGGUGUACACACGAGACGAAACCAGCUCAACAAGUUCAUUGGUUACUGGCGGUACACGACGUACAUCGGCACGUAUUGCUGCAAGGCAAGGACUCCCUCAAAUAGUCAGUGAUGUGAGGACGCCAUCACGUAAUGCAUAUACUGGAUACAGUGAAAGUAUUACGACAACAACCGUUUACACUGAUGAUGGCAGUAUCAUGUGCGAUGAGGUUGACUCAUCUGUCAGCUCGCUAUCUAGUGUCAGAGGUCGAUUAUUUACAAAUGAACAAUAUGCCGAUAAGCAACUGGACCAUCUCUAUGUGUGUAACCACUAA